AUGCCUUUGAUUGAGAUAACAAAUGCACAUUUACUGAGGGCACCUUUGCCAUAUUAUUAUCAUGUCAAACACUCUCAAUUUUCCGCCUCCCAUUGGAAUGUAUUCCGAAAACGCAACUUCAAUGUUCCACGCCCUAGGUUACCGUUCCUCAUCCAAGCCGUCGCCGCCACCAUUGUUCAACCUAUAUCUAACGACACCAUUGUUGAACCUAAAUCUAAGGACAUCGAAACUGCCGCCAUCAUUGUUGAACCUAAAUCUAACGAGACCGAAAUUGGCGGUCACAAUCACCAACCUGACCCUGGGAUUAUGCUUGAUGAAGAACCAGUUAUUAAAGAGAGUGAGAGGUUGAGAAGAUUGAGGAUUUCUAAAUCUAAUAAAGGAAAAGCUCCGUGGAACAAAGGAAGAAAGCAUCCUCCCGAAACAUUGCGGAAGAUCAAGGAAAGAACACUCAUUGCAAUGCAGAAUCCAAAGGUCAAAAUGAAGUUAGUGAAUCUUGGACGUACACAGAGUGCAGAUUCAAGACACAGGAUAUCUCUUGGAGUCAGAAAGCUAUGGGAUAAGAGGCGUAGAAUGAAGAUCCUACAAGACACUUGCUGCUCCCAGUGGCAAAAUUUAAUUGCCCAAGCAUCUAGGCAAGGCUUUCUUGGUCAGGAAGAGCUGCAAUGGAAUUCCUAUGAAACACUGGAUGCUCAGCUUAAACAGGAGUCGUUGAGGAAUGCUGAACUAAGGAAACUAAUGACAAGGGAAUCAUCCAGCAAAAGAGGACCCAAGUCCCCUGAGCAGAGAAAAAAAAUUGCAGCAUCCAUUACUGCAAAAUGGGCCAAUCCCGAUUACCGUGAAAAAGUUCUUUCUGCAAUGGCCAAGCGUCAUCUUUCUACUGGAAAGAUUUCUACCCAAAAGAAACCUAGACCAAGGCCAUAUAGUGCACAAACCCCCAAGACGAAGAGACCCAUUACAAAAAAAGAUUCUGAUAAUAGCACUCUUGUAAAGAGUUCCUCCAAAAUUGUUAAGCCGAUCAAGUUGAGAAAAAUUAAAUCCCCUGCCUAUAAGGAUCCUUUGGUGAAUUCCAAGCUUGAGAUGAUAAAGAACAUUAGAGCGCAGAGGGUUUCUGUGGAUACCAGACAAACUCAGGCCAUUCAACAAGCAAGACUAUUGAUUGCUGAAGCUGAGAAAGCUGCCAAGGCACUUGAGGUUGCUGCGGCAACGAGUCCUAUUGCUCGGUCUUCUCUAAUAGAAACAAGAAAGCUUAUAGCUGAAGCUAUUCAAUCACUUGAAUCUAUUGAUACACAAAAGACUAUUCAAUCACUUGAAUCUAUUGAUACACAAAAGACAGACGACUGUAAUGUCCCUUCGGAGGUCAAUAAGGAAAACGAAUCAACAUUUGAAGUUGGAAACCAUUCACAAAUGACUCGUGUAGUAAAUAGACACACAACAUUAUCAUCAAGCGUCUACAAGUUGUCUGAAGAUUUUGGUUAUCUUUCUCUGGGGAUGCCAGUUAAUAAUGGUGAUCCAGAACUUCACCUAACCAAUGGCUGUGCCUUUUUACCUUUCAGUUUGAAUAGCCAGAUAAACCAAUAUAGGUCAUCCAAUCAGGAAAAGGAAACAGAACAGUAUGAGAGCAGCGAAAACGAAUCUCAAGCCGAAGAUGAAACACUAUCAAGAUCUGAAUCUCCAACUGAAGAUGAAACACAAUCAAGAUCAAGAUCAUCUAUAGUAACAAAAAAGUGGGUUCGUGGAAGGCUUGUUGAAGUGAGUGAAGAGCAACAGUAA
Lathyrus sativus (Indian pea) is the source of this 1770-nucleotide messenger RNA. The record is from the annotation of a GenBank genome assembly. Lineage: Eukaryota; Viridiplantae; Streptophyta; Magnoliopsida; Fabales; Fabaceae.